Molecule: messenger RNA, 950 nt
Organism: Moneuplotes crassus
Lineage: Eukaryota; Ciliophora; Spirotrichea; Euplotida; Euplotidae
Source: the annotation of a GenBank genome assembly
CUUAUGUCUAUUUUGAGGGAUAGCUUAUUUUGAAGAUGUUUUCAGGAAUUUAACUAUAAUUCUAUACCAUUGAUGUAUAAAUGGUAGAUUAUUGAAAAAAAUUGAGGCUCUGGGUUAAUCAAAUAUAAAUGAGGAUGAUAACCCAGUGCCUCCAUAAAGGUUCUACAGGCUUGCCGUCCUUUUUUAUGAUCCAAAGAGCCUCUCUGAACCUUAUAUGGAUAAUACAGAGAUCUAGAGAGACCAUCAAGUCAUGGAGAAGGAUGCCAAAUCUUCAGAAUCUUUGUGGAGAGGCCUGAGUGGUUAUUCUUCUCUAUAUUUGAUUAACUCUAGAACCUCACGCCUAUCCUUAAUCUUGUAUUUAAACGAGAUGCUUUUGAAGAUAAGGAUAAAAAAUUAACAUAAUUAUUAUCUUAAAAUGGCAGCAGGUAUAGUCAUAUAUAGAGAGGGAUGAUAAAAAUAAUUCUGAGGCUUCUCUGCUGGGUUAACUAAAGUUUAAUUCUCUUGGAAACCAUUUGCUUAUUUCCCAAUCUAUGAAUAAAUGAGGUUUUUGCUGUACCAACCUAAAGUUCUUACUGGUCCUCUAAAAUUAAGUUAUUUUUACCACAGCAAAGAUCAGUCCAGAAUCAAAUGGAUAUAUAAAUGUUUUAGAAAAUACAAAAUUUCCAAAAUUAAAGUGAUCUUUAUUAUCCUUAUUGUAAUCAUUGCCUUUGUGGCAGGAAUACUCUCCACAGUAAUCUCUUAAUGUAAGAAGAGUGCAGAUGUAUUAAGAAUAGCUAACGCCUUUAGUGGAGGAAUAUUUCUUGCAAUUAUUUUCUUCAACAUUUUGCCAGAUACUACAAAUGAGUUUGACGAAUUUAUGGAAGACUAUGACCAUUCUGAAUAUUUGGCAACCUAAACUUUGAUUGCUUUAUUCUAAUCCAUUUAUUAGGUUUGCCUAUUUGAAUAUUCUU